This is a messenger RNA of Camellia sinensis, 1228 nucleotides long. Lineage: Eukaryota; Viridiplantae; Streptophyta; Magnoliopsida; Ericales; Theaceae. The record is from RefSeq and is a predicted model, not a curated record.
UGAACCGUUCUCCAUACUGUAUAUCUCUCUCUCUCUCUCUGUCGUCUGGUGUGUGUUUCUGUGGAUUUCCGAAGCUAGCGGAUUUUCAGUCUUGGUCACUCAACGAAUGUAUCAAUAAGUCAAAGAUUUGCAACAAACUACAAUGCAAGUUAGACUACAAUCUCAUGGUACAUUGUUGGCUUCAUCCUGGUUGGCUUGUCCUGACUUGUGCACCUUACUGAUAUCUUGAAGAGGCAUCCACAUUUUACGUAUCCUUUUUUAGUAUGAAGUGAAGUUUUGUGGCUAGAUGUCUUGUGACUAUAGUUUAGCACAUCUCUUUUCUCUUUUGUUAUAUAGAUUGUCUAUUUAUCUAUUUUGAUUGAGUAUUGAACCUCAGGUCCUCAACAUAUCGAAAACUCAAGUGACUUUGAACAUUUGAAGAUUUUAUUUACUUCUAUUAACACAGGAAUCAGGAUCUAUAUAACUUGAAAGCCCUGGCUGACUACAUUAUUGGUACCUUACUUUGUUACAUGGACUCGGGUACGGGUGUCGGUAGAGGUCGGACUCAUCAAACCAUAAAUUUAAGGACAGAUCCUUCCAAGUUCUAUAAGAUGACGGUACUGAAGAGGUACGUGCUAAGGUUGUUCAUAUCGUUGAAGUACAUCACAGCAAAUGUAGUAGACAGAAACAAUGGACGGAUCGUUGCAACAGCGUCAACAGUGGAACAUUCCCUCAAGAACACGCUCGAGUGUGGUCGGUCUUGCAAUGCCAAGGCAGCAGCGGUUGUGGGAGAAGUGUUGGCGAUGCGACUCAAGGUGGAGGGUCUCGAGCAGGGACAAGAGAGAGGAAUUCAUGUCAAUGUCAACAAAGAAAUCGAGAAGAAAGGUUUCAAGAACCGUACUAAGGUCUGGGCCAUCGUAAAUGCUCUUAAGAACAGUGGAGUCAAACUCAUUCUUGAUGAUGAUGAUCACAAUGGUACCUCACCGCCAUGUUACUGAUAAUUUUUCAUUAGAGUAAGAACCAACCUCCCCCUUGUGGUGCUUUGUUAUGGUUCAGAAGUAGAUUUUUGAAUUAUGUACUUUUAUUCAAAAAUUAAUAUUUGAACCAAAAAAAAAAAAAUGUAUGGACUAUGAUAAUAUGAUGUGUGGAAUCACCCCGCAUCGCACGCGUUUUCACCUUCUAGUACGUACGUACACAUUUGUGUGGCCUAAAUUUCAGCAAAUGAAACUUGUUGCGCAGUUGGUUUUAA